AUUUUUGUUUGUUUUCCAUGAUAUGCUUAUGCAAAUAUUUGUGUCUUGUGCUCUCUGAAUUGUUUUGGAAAUUUUAAUUAACCUUUAAUGUUAUUUUGUUCUUUUCCUUAGUUGCUAAUGAAAAGUAGCAAUCUAGAUUUUCGUACUCAUAUCUGUUAUCAAUUCAAAAUAUUGCCUGUAUUUUUCUUUAUAGAAGUUAUACAAUUCAGUAAAUUUACUUGAAGGAGAAGUGCAAAAAAUAUUUAAACAUGUCAGAUUUAGUAAAGGAUAAUGCUGCAUUUUAUAUUUCUCUUUUAUCAGAAAUGCUCUAUUUGUAUAGAGAUGUAUGUAUUCCAUGGCGCAAACAUCAUGAGUCUGGAUUAAAUCAUGUUUUACCAAGUACACACAUAGAGAUGUAUGUGUUCUAUGUUGCAAACAAUAUGAGUCUGGAUUAAAUCAAUAUACUUGAAUGUAGAUAGAGUGGAGUCUAUAUUUUCUGUAAUAUAUCUUAUAAUAACUAGAAAAUUAUUUAUCAGAAUGGCCUCCACAAAGCAAAUACAUACUGUCAUUAUAUUUACAGUAUAAAGUGUAGACUGCAGAUAUUCUAUUUGUUUUUUAUGAUAUUGUGAAGGCUAUACUUUCUUGCCUUAAUCCUUAACUAAUGAAACGGUAAAACAUAGCUCUAUUUUUUUCUCGAACACGCAGGAGAGCUGCGUAUCAUUAUAUUAGUAGAAGAAAAAAGGAGUCAUACAUAGACCCAACACUCUGUCAUGUACAGGCGCAUGUACUCGCGUCGCCGCAGGGCGCGCGACGUCCGUCGCGCAGCAGAACGCGCUGAGCGCCUGGGUCAGCAGGGAAACAGGCUAGGCGGCUAGGAUUGUAGGGAAUAAAAGAUUUAGUUGGUUGUUUUCCUUUACUAGUUGGUUGCUUUCCUUUUUUAGUCCUAAAGUUUAGGAAGGUUUGUUGGGACUAAAGGCUAUAUAAGCCUGUGUAAUCAGACCUUGAGAUUUAUAAAAAAGAAAUAUCAAUCUAUCCUACCUCUUCUCUCUCAAGCCGGCGGCAGGGGGCAUAACCCGUCGACGUGCUCUAGGUCUGGGGGCAUAACCCGACCAGCAGCCACGGACAGAGGCUACGAACUCCGUAGCCGCGGUCCUCCUACCCUAGGUCUUGAGGACCUUGACACACUCUCUCUCACACACACACACCACAUCACCCCGUCCCUGAUUUCUAUUGCAAUAUCACCUAAAGCUGAGGUUACAUCGACCAAGUGUGCUAACUAAUUAAGACCCCCUAGCAGUGAGCAAGGAUAGACCCUUCGCUCCUGCCAAACACCCCCAGUGGGCAUCAUCUUUAGCAAUACUAAGGGCUGUGUUAAUGUUUGGUACAACCCCAUUGAAGGUACAGUCGUUCCGAUGCUUCCAGAUGCUCCAGGCGCCAAGAAUGACGAUAGAGUUUAAUCCUUUUCUCACAUCCCCAGCGGUGGCAGCCUCCGCUUUCUCCCACCAGUCCUCCCAGGCUGAAUCCCCAGGCUGAGGCGUGAGUGAAGAGAGUCCGACAUGCUGCAAUAGAGAGAACCAGAAUUGCCUAGCAAAAACACAUCCAAUUAGGAGGUGUUGAAUGCUUUCCUCUUCCUGGUCACAGAGCAGACAUUUGGUUGGGUGGGGAAGACCUCGUCGAGCAAGCCUAUCAACUGUCCAACAUCGGUUAUGAGCAACAAGCCACUUGAAAAAACGGCAUUUUGGAGGAGCCCAUGACUUCCAUAUUCUCUCAUAUGAUCUGAACUGUAUGGCGCCCUGGAAGAGUGCAUCAUAUGCAGACUUAGACGUGUAUUUACCUGAAGCUGAAAACCUCCAAAUGUGUUUGUCCUGUUCCCCUUCAUGAAGCUGAACAUUAGAUAAUUUAUCCCAUAAUUCCAGGUAUUCCAUCAGUGCUUCUACGGGUAUUCCGACUCCAAUAUCAUCAAUCCAUUUGUCAUCAGUCAUGGCCUCCAACACCGUACGCCUGCCUGUUCUUCUUUUAGGGACCAAACGAAAGAUUUUUGGUGCUAGUUCCUCGAUAUUUUUUCCACCGAGCCAUCUAUCAUUCCAGAACAGUGUGUUGGCUCCAUCUCCUACCUCAGUAAUCACUGCCAUAGAGAGGAGACCCUCCACCUCUUUGCCAACUUGAAGUGGUAGACUUGCCCAAGAUUUAUUUGGUUCAGCUUUUUUCAGCCAUGGCCAUCUAGCUCUGAGUGCUAAGCUCAGAGAUUUCAAGUCCGCAAUUCCCAGCCCCCCAAGUUCUUUAGAGCGACAAACUUUGGGCCAAGCGAUGAGGCAAUGUUCGCCAUUUGCUUCCUUUCUUCCUCUCCAUAGAAAUGCUCUUCUAAUUUUAUCAAUUGCCUUAAAAGCCCAUGACGGUAGCUCAGUUGCCAUGGCUAAAUAAACUAACAUUGCAGUUAGGACAUGUUGGACCUGCACCACCCUUCCUGCCUUUGUCAUUAGGUCUGCUCUCCAUCUUGGCAGUUGGUCUGCUAUUUUAUCAACAAUUGGUUGGACUUGGUUUUUGGUCAGCUUCUUGAUGGAGAGGGGCAGCCCAAGAUACUUGCACGGGAAUUCCUGAAUACCACAAGGUAGAAGACUUUGGAUAGUCCCCAUGUUUUCUUCGGAACACUGGAUUGGCAUUACAUUACUUUUGUGCACAUUUGUUUUGUCCCGAGGCCUCCCCAAAUAGCUGGAGCAUUCUCAAGGUAAGGGUGAUAUCUGCUGCUGCGGGCUGGAGGAAGAGAGCUACAUCAUCAGCAUAUAAUGAAAUUCUGUGUUGAACCAGCCUUCUAGCCAAAGGUUGCAAGAUUCCUUCCUCAUUGGCCUUUGUGACCAUCAAGUUUAGCACAUCCAUCACCAAGAUGAAAAGCAUUGGAGAAAGAGGAUCUCCCUGGCGGAGUCCUCUCCUAUGUUGAAUAGUUUCUGUUAGAAUAGGCGCCCUAUGGGCUGGCCAUGGGCCAUGGGCCUGGCACCCAAGCCUAUUUGGCUUGGCUGCUCAUUGUUAUAGUAAAUAGGAAUAGUACCACAUUGUCUACCCACAUGGGGUGUUAGUCCUAUGUAUCCUAUAUAAUCAGCCUAUGAGGCCCAAUGCAAUAUAUCAAUCAAUACCGAGACAUAUUUUCUCUCAUGGUAUCAACCGCCUUUUGAUCCUUUUCUCCGCUGCCCUAUCCGCACGCAGGCUAGGACCUCGCGACGCACUCCCGCGCGCAGCCUUCCCAACAGCGUCGCCAGCCCAGCCAUGGCAUCCACUCCACCAACCUCUCUGUCAGAUGCCACUGAUGCAACCUCUGCUGGGGCUGACGUCCAGGCUGAUGCAGUUGCCUAGCGCCUCGCCCAGGAGAAGGCCAACGCGGCUGCCGCCGCUGCUCAGCAUGCCGAGCGCGCACGCCAGGAGGCUCACGAUGCUGCUCUGGCACGCGCCAUCCAGGCCGAAGACGAAGCCAAGGCUGCUACCGCGGAGCGUGAUGCCGCUGCACAGCGCGCCAGCGAUGCCCUGUCACGGGCUGCCAAGGAGCGCGCGGCUGCUGCUGUCGCCCUCGCGCCGGAGUCUUCUGGUGCGUCAUCUGGAGGUACGCCGGUGCCUGAUCUGCGUGCAGCCAUGCUUCACCACGAAGCUGUGGCUCUCCUCCAACUCCACUCUCAGGCCGUUGCGGUCAGCAACAUCCGGAACCACGUCACCACCAUCCUCGACGUCGAUUCUGGUAAUUUCAGCCGUUGGUGUGAUCAAUUUCUCCUCAUCCUCGGCAAGUUUUCGCUUCAGGACCAUGUCCGCGAGGAUCCCCUAGACCCAAUCUCUCCUGAUUGCGCUCGGAUGGACUGCGUCGUCAAGUCCUGGAUCAUCGCCACGCUCACCGACGAUCUAGGCGAGAUCAUCUCCGCACGGGGCUCCACUGCCCGACACGCCUGGCUCGCCGUCGAGUCGCAGUUCCUCGGCAAUCGGGAGGCCCGCUCCAUUCAGCUGGAGACGCGGUUUCGCAACUUCGUCCAGAGCGACCUCUCCAUCACCGAGUACUGCCGCAAGCUGAAGAAGAUGGCCGAUGAUCUCACGGCCGUCGGCGAGGUCAUCUCUGACCGCACCCUCGUCCUCAACGUCAUCCGCGGCCUUAACGAGCGCUUCAGCCACGUCGGCACGCUCCUUCGCCGGGCCAAACCUUUCCCUACCUUCCUGGAGGCGCGUGAGGAUCUCGUCCUCGAGGAACUCACCAUGGAGAACCGCAAGGAAGCUCCAGCUGCUGCACUCGCCGCCUCCACCACCACCACCCCGGCCUCUGCGUCCUCUGGUCCGGGCUCCGAAGGCACUGAUGGGACCUCCAAGGCUCCCAACAACCGUCACAGCAAGCGCGGCGGUGGCGGCAAAGGCCACGGCAACAACAGCUCUUCAGGACAGGGCUCCAUACCUCCUGGUGGCACAACGCAGCAGCAGCAGCAGGCCACUGGACAGCAGCAGCAGACUGUCGGAGGGCGCCCUUGGCCCAGCUUCUACAAUCCUUGGUCCGGCACCAUCCAGAUGUGGCCAGGGGGCCCUCGUCCACCUCUGGCGCCCAUCCCGGUGCCCCCUCACCUCCAGGCGCAUCACCAGGCACAGCAGCAAGCGCAACAACAGGCCCUGCUUCCCCAGCAGCAGCAGCAGCAGGCGCUUGCUGCCCACCAGCAGGCUGCUCCCAUUGGUGCUGGACCAUGGGUCGCUCCGGGGUUUUACAACCCUAUGACCGGCCUCCCCUCCUAGGACUCGACGGAGCUCGUCGCGGCAUUCAACACGA
Sorghum bicolor (sorghum) is the source of this 4759-nucleotide messenger RNA. RefSeq lists its product as uncharacterized. The record is from RefSeq and is a predicted model, not a curated record. The transcript has 2 exons. NCBI's taxonomy places the organism in Eukaryota, Viridiplantae, Streptophyta, Magnoliopsida, Poales, Poaceae. The coding region runs from base 3598 to 4725 and encodes 375 amino acids.